AUGAUGCAGGCCUGCACAGCGUCGGCCACACUCAACGGCAUCGCCCCCGCCGGAGGACCGCUCCAGGUCGCCAUCAUUGGUUCCGGCAACUGGUGGGUGUUCGAGGAGCUCGUGCAGGGUCGCAAGCUGACCGACAUCAUCAACACGCAGCACGAGAACGUCAAGUAUUUGCCGGGCAUCAAGCUGCCCGCGAAUGUCGUGGCGGAGCCUGACCUCCUCGAGACGGUCAAGGACGCACACCUGCUCGUCUGGGUGCUCCCGCAUCAGUUCGUGGGGUUCACGUGCAAGAAGGUGCUGGGCCACAUCAGACCCGAUGCCAAGGCUAUCUCACUCAUCAAGGUCGGCCUCGCACCUCCAUCCACGCAGCUGCUCGGAAUUGAUGUGAGCGUCCUGUGUGGCGCCAACAUCGCUAAUGAGGUGGCCAAGGGCGAGUUCAGCGAGGCGACCAUCGGGUACAAGGACAAGGAGGUCGGCGCGGUCUGGAAGAAGCUCUUUCACAGCCCCACCUUUCGCGUCAACACGGUCGACGAUGUGGCCGGCGUGGAGGUGUGCGGAGCGCUGAAGAACGUGGUCGCCCUGGGCGCCGGCUUCUGUGAUGGUCUCGGAUAUUCGUCUAACACGAAGGCGGCCAUCAUUCGAUGUGGGCUCGAAGAGAUGCGAAGGUUUGCCGACACCUUCUUCAAGAACAUCAAGGCGCAGACCUUUUUCGAGAGUUGUGGGGUGGCCGACCUGAUCGUCACCUGCUUCAGCGGGCGCAAUCGGAAGGUGUCCGAAGCCUUUGUCGUGACGAAGAAGAGCUUCGAGGAGCUCGAGAAGGAGUUGCUCGAUGGCCAAAAGCUGCAAGGCACCCUCACCGCGCAAGAGGUCCACGAAAUCCUGGAGAAGCGAGGCCUCACACUCAAGCACAUCAUCGCCUUUGACGAGUCCUCGGCCUCUGCUUGA
Acanthamoeba castellanii str. Neff is the source of this 942-nucleotide messenger RNA. RefSeq names its product glycerol-3-phosphate dehydrogenase protein, putative. Gene Ontology annotation, biological process: carbohydrate metabolic process; glycerol-3-phosphate catabolic process. Gene Ontology annotation, molecular function: glycerol-3-phosphate dehydrogenase [NAD(P)+] activity; NAD binding; protein homodimerization activity. The coding region runs from base 1 to 942 and encodes 313 amino acids. The transcript has 12 exons. NCBI's taxonomy places the organism in Eukaryota, Discosea, Longamoebia, Acanthamoebidae. The record is from RefSeq and is a predicted model, not a curated record. Gene Ontology annotation, cellular component: cytosol; glycerol-3-phosphate dehydrogenase (FAD) complex.